This is a messenger RNA of Pogonomyrmex barbatus (red harvester ant), 4425 nucleotides long. RefSeq names its product guanine nucleotide-binding protein subunit beta-1 (gene Gbeta13F). Lineage: Eukaryota; Metazoa; Arthropoda; Insecta; Hymenoptera; Formicidae. The record is from RefSeq and is a predicted model, not a curated record. Gene Ontology annotation, molecular function: protein binding. Gene Ontology annotation, biological process: signal transduction.
GAGAGUUGUAGCACGGAGCCCCGCCCUGCCUGCCGCCCGCCAGACUCUGGCGGCCAGAGCCGUGAAGGAAGAGCAGCAGCAGCAGCAGCAGCUCCACUCUUGCCUCGUUCGGGUUGAGUUUCCGUGUGCCGUCGAAUGAAAACAAUCGCCGACGUCCGACCGUCGUGCAUCCCGAGACGUUCCAGUUGCGCGUCCCGUUAGUCGCGUCCUUCGGUUCGGCUCUACGCUGUCGCGAUAACGCGCAGCGAUAAUCGUCAAUCGUCGUCGUCAUCGUCGUCAUUGCGGUGUAUCCGUCGUCGCGAGACGGUUAACCUUAAAGAGAGCGACGGGUGCAGUGGUAGUGUUUCCUCCACGAGAAAGUAUCCAAGGCGAAGAGGUGUGACGAGGAAAGUGCGUAGUCAUCGAUGUGAGAGCCGAGGACGACGAGGAGAGCAGAGGGAACGAGUGCGAAAGGGGAAAGAGAGAGAGAGAGAGAGAGAGAAAGAGAAAGAACGUGCGAGAGCGAGAGAGAAAGAGGGAUAACGGACAGACCGAAGCGUCGCAAGCCGAGAAUUUCGACGAUCGCAGCUCCGUCAGGGAGCUCCAGGGGUGGCAACGGUCUCGUUGGGAAGUGUCGAAACUGGCUCGAGGGGCGGAGAAGUCAGCUGUGGUCUGGCUCUGGUUCCGGUGGUAGCGGCGGAAGCGGAAGCCGCUACAGUAGAAAAGGCAGGGGACGAGGAGGUGGGGCUGGGUGAAGCUGGUGGUAGCCUCGACUUCGUUGGGAGGAGGCACAAAUUUUAUUCUUAUCCCCAUUUUCAUUUGUCUCCUUUUCUUUUACUAUUUACCCCACCUCACGGGGGUGAUACGUUCGGGGGCGUUCGCCGCCAGCUACCGGAAGCGCUAUCGACGACGUGACACCAGCCCCGCGAUCAGCUUUCCUCCCACAGAAGGUAGACGUCGAAGACAGGAACCACCGCCGUUCGUUAUCAUCGUAGAAAUUGCGUUCUGAAUCCCUCCCGACGAGAGGAGGGAGCCCCGUCAGCCCCUCUCAUACUUACGACGUCCUAGUAUCUCGGCCCCGUUAACGGGUGCUUAUAAGCCACGCGCGUCAUCUGCCAGACAUCAUGAACGAGCUCGAUAGCCUUCGUCAAGAAGCGGAGACGCUGAAAAAUGCCAUUCGGGAUGCCAGGAAAGCGGCAUGCGACACGACCUUGGCCCAGGCUACAUCGGGCAUGGAACCUAUUGGUCGCAUACAAAUGCGAACGAGACGUACGCUUCGCGGUCACUUAGCUAAAAUUUAUGCGAUGCACUGGGGAAGUGACUCGAGGAACCUAGUCUCCGCAUCGCAAGAUGGCAAACUAAUUGUUUGGGAUAGUUACACUACCAAUAAGGUUCACGCGAUCCCAUUACGGUCAUCAUGGGUAAUGACUUGUGCGUACGCACCCUCGGGUAGUUAUGUAGCGUGCGGUGGGCUGGACAAUAUCUGUUCCAUCUAUAGUCUUAAAACUAGGGAAGGGAAUGUGCGAGUGAGCAGAGAACUUCCGGGUCACACUGGAUACUUGUCCUGCUGUCGAUUCUACGAUGACAACCAAAUCGUCACCAGUUCCGGCGACAUGUCUUGUGCUUUAUGGGAUAUCGAAACCGGUCAGCAGUGUACCUCGUUCAUCGGGCAUACCGGUGAUGUGAUGUCUCUAUCGUUGGCGCCGGAUACACGCACCUUCGUGUCCGGUGCGUGCGACGCCAGUGCAAAAUUAUGGGACAUCCGCGAAGGCUCUUGUAAGCAGACCUUCCCGGGUCACGAAAGUGACAUAAACGCCGUCACGUUCUUCCCGAAUGGAUACGCUUUCGCGACGGGAUCGGAUGAUGCGACCUGCAGACUUUUCGACAUUAGGGCAGACCAGGAACUCGCGAUGUACAGUCACGACAAUAUCAUUUGCGGAAUUACCAGUGUAGCUUUCAGCAAGAGCGGUAGAUUAUUGCUGGCGGGUUACGAUGAUUUCAACUGCAACGUUUGGGAUUCUAUGAAGACAGAGCGAGCUGGAAUUCUCGCUGGGCAUGACAAUCGCGUGUCUUGCCUCGGUGUCACGGAAGAUGGCAUGGCGGUGGCGACGGGCUCAUGGGAUUCGUUCUUACGCAUUUGGAACUAACUUGGGGCUCUUCCCAGGACGUUCAUUCAAAGAACCAAUUACAGUCAACGUACAGCAUACAGCAUCAGAAUCAAGUACCAUCAUCUGACCACUGAGCAAGUGGGCGUGCCAGCAGCCACGACGCUGGCGAACAAUCCGCCAAGUUCACCGGAGUUGACGCUGAUCAGAAACUUUGGAUGUCGGAUUAGCAGCAGUAGCAACAGCAGCAACGGCAGUAGCAACAGCAGCAACAAUAACAAUUACGAUCGUAUGAAGAACCACGAUAACAACGGCGGCGAUUUUAAAAACGUUUUGGGUUGUGAUGGUAAAAAAGAUUCCCGCGGCAAGCGCAUCGUAGUCGAUUUGACCUGGCGACGCAGUAAAGUUGGCGACAAGGACCACGAAUAUCAACGCUUCUAGAAGAAUUGGCUCGAAUUGGUUGAAUAUGAAGAUACAUCGUGGCGAAGAAUAAGACAUAAGAAUAGAGAACGCAAACGCCACUGACAAGGCCGAAGUUGAGAAUUUUCUGCGACUUUCUUUUUAUCCCCCUUUUCUCAAGGACUUUUUUCGCGAACCUUCGAGAGACACGUGCUGUUUCAUGGCUUAAUAAUUUUUUUCCCAUGGGAGUGCUCUCAGGCGAGAAUUUCCAAAUUUGAAGGACGGACGACAAUCUCACGCCGACGAUCGUCAAGAGAUUUCCAUCUCGAUUCAAGGUUCAAGCGUUCACUGCCGAGGAGAUGCUGUUAAUGGUUGCUCCGGCGGUUAGCUACAGAUUACUUUUCCAUGCGCGAAACGAGAUCGAGCAUGAUACGAUAGAUACAUAAUCGUAAUAUUGCGUCGUGACUCAGAAACGAGAGACAGCACAGCCAAGUUCGUAAUAGUCCCAUAAUGACAUGUUCAAAUUUAUGCGGUGCAUAUUGAACGCACACGUAUAUCGAUGGAGAUUCACGACGCGAAUUGCAUACACCUGCACGCGAAAACAGAAGGAUGAUGCGGAUCGUCCAAAAGCCUCGAAACACAUCCAAAUCGCACAUACUCGUCACGUGAGCUUUGCCCUCGUGCACGAGCACCGAGUGGUCGAGCGGAAAAAAAAAAUAUAUAUAUAUGAGAUGAAAUGAAAUGAAAUGAAAUGAAAUGAAAUGAGAUGAGAUGAUCACCUUUCUUACCAUGAUAAAAUAUGCCGAUUCGCACCACUACAACUAUUACUAUUAUUACUAUUACUAGCACCACGACCCUCUCCAUUGAUUUCGUAGAUGUAUCGUUAUUUAUUUUGUAUAGACCUCUGCCAUAGGCCGCCCUGCGUCUGCGUUUUUUUGCGAGUGCGAGAGCGAUUGUAUCAUAAAAGAGAACGAACGAGAGAGCUGCGAAUGAGCGUGAAAAUGCGAGCGAGAGGCGCGCGGCCCAUUGUCAAUCAAAAAAGAAAAAAAAACGAGACACGAGACGCGCGGAUACACGCUGAUGAACACUGAACACAGAGUUGCUCCUUCGAUAAAUAAUUCGGUUCAUCGAGACGUUGACGUCGCGGAAGAAUUAUGAAAAGACGAGGAGCGACGCAUCAGAAAGAUCGAGGGAGAGAGCAGACCGAGUUUUAUCUGCUUUUGCGUCGCAAACGCGUUACGAACGCGUGAAAUUACGGGCCAGCGUAAAGUGUCGAGUACGUUUAAUGUAAUGUGUAAUCGUUUAGUUCACAUAGUGUCUAUACCUUAGCCUUUUCUCCUCGCCCUCUGUCCAAUUAUUAUCUGAUUACGGCGAGAAGGAGAAGAAGAAUUAAUCCGAUUGUCAUCUGGGCGGUAUCUUUUCCCCAUUGUCGAUUCAAUGCCAAUCAAUCCUCGUGCACGAGGCGAGCACGUGCUCUCGAUUGAAAGAGUCGUGCUAAAAGUACCUUUGAAAUAGGACCCAAAGAAUCCCAGGUUAAUAGAAUGGGCCGUCAGACUAAACUCUCUCUCCCUCCUAUCAUUGUUAACUUUUCUUUAAUACCUUUUCUUCUCUUAUCGUAUUUUGUUUGUUACGGCCUCUUUUGGCAAAUAUGUAAGUACGCAUUUUUUUAAUAGGUCUUUUUUUUUAUAACUUAUGCUCCAUAUUCUUCUCUUUUACAUUAUCUCUUUCCUUUUCUUUCCUUCCUUCCAUUCUUACCUCUUCUGUCCUUUUUCUGUCUGAAAUAAAUGUUGAAACUGUGUAUGCAUUUAAAAUAAUAAUAUUAAUGAUAAUGAUUAUACUAUUAAUAUUAACGAUUAUCGUAAUUUAUAAUUAUUAAUAUUUAAUAUAUAAGUACAUAAGAUCGAUGGUUUUUCUUAAUAAACGCUGAUUCAUGGUCCAAUCG